UGGGACAAGGAGAGCGCGAGCGCGUGGCCCGUGCGUAUGGUAUCUACGGCACUCUCGCAUCGCUGCAUUUUUGUGUCCUCGUGGCUGUGCGGUAAUAAAUGCAUGGAAGCCUUACCACCACUGAACGACAAGAAAGAAAGCGACAGAACCCCCCUCUUCUUGGCGGACAUUGAUCAAGGCAGACACAGUUGGUUGGUUUGGAUACCUGUACCUGUACCACAACAACCAACAGAGUGCAGCAAGAGCACAGAGCUGUGUCUGUUCUCACAGCAACUAUAACAGCCAUUGAGGCGUCUGUGUUGUUUGCCAGAUAGUAUAUACCCUGUUGCUAUUGCUAUUGCUAUUAUCUGCAGAGCGAUACUUGAAUUGAAUCGAACCAAAUAGCGACGCACAUAAAAGUGCCUGAGGUUUUCUUGUGGUGGCCAUCUCAUUUAUCAUUUGAAACCAGCAAGCUAAAGACACAAGUAACAAGCAGCUCUGUAUCAAGAAAAACUCCAAGAAGUUUCUCAUGGCGCCGAUAGCGAUUCAGGCGGAGCUGGUCAAGGGGCAUCACCCCGCCACUCUGCUCUAUUCGGAAUUCUAUUCCACUACCACUUCGUACAGCAAUCCUACCCUUAUCACUACAACAACAACGACGACGAGCACUGCAUCUACUACGACUGCAUCUACUACUACUGACGGCAACAAGAAGGAAUCGGCGACGCUGGAUUUCAUCGACGUGGACAGCACUACUGCUUCUUGGGAUAUCUUGACUUGUUUUUCGAUGAUGCUGCUGUGGCUUCAAGGCGUCGUGACGGCUCUGCGGUCGCUUGUGGUGGCCAACGACGACCACAACGACGAGAACGAGACGACCCCAGUGUCUGGACCCCGCAAGUACUUUUUAUUGCUACAAUCGCUGCUACUGGGAAACUCGGCGGCGAUUGCUACCUGUACCGCUUGUGCCAGUUCUCCCAACUCGCUUUGUCAUGUUCAUCAUCACCACAAACAAGUAGUCAACGAUGGCUCCUGGCCACCGCCGGGAUUGGUGGCAUUAGCUAUACUCACCGUCGUCGCUUUGGUCGUUCAUCCGGAUGGCAUGACAUGGAUCAUGUUGCGCAAGAUACGCGACACUAUGGUUUCCAUCUUGCAAUCGUCUACCACGUGUUGGGCAAUCAUGAUACGGGAUUAUGGAGUGGUCGUGGGGACUGUGUCUGCAUCCGCAUCCAUUAUCCUGGUUCUGAUUGUCGCUAUUGCCAUGCACAAAGCUUUCUUGUCCAACUGCGUCGCCCACCACAAGAAUAAUAGUGGGACUGCCGCAACCAGCUCAACCAAGCGUCGCUCCAGUGGCGCGGAAAAGAAACGACGUAGACGAAAGGGAAAAAAUAAUGCACGAGGACGGAUAAAAACGGCCGGGAACAGUAGCAGCAACGCCAACAACAAUGCUCUACGAUUACCCAAGGUAGAAGAAGUCGCAUCGGAUGGAGCUAGUCGAAGCAGCAGCGGUGAUGUCAACGUUGUGCAUUCGCCUGCACCCGCACCACCCACCAGCACGUCUUGUUUUGAGGAAGGUAGCAUCAUGACGUCACCGUCCGCACUGGAAUCGGUUGUCAGCUCGGAUGAAACCUGUGACACUGCCAAGUUGAGAACUCCUGUGCCCUCUGUCUGUACCGUGGAUACCACGUCCAUGUCGGAUGAUAUUUCGUGCUCGUCUUUCUCGGUUCGAUCUGGACAGCAACAGCAGCAGCCAACACCCCGCUCCAAUCGUGCGGUCGUCACCUCGCCACCCAAAGGUAAAGGUAAAUCUGCAGCAGCAAAGACGAACAGCAAUGGCAAGACCAAGGGACAAAAGCAAGGAAAGGCUGGUGGUGGUAAAUUGCCACCACCAGCUCCCAACGCCGCUCGGGCAGAAGCUCUGAAAAUGGCCAAGCCCGUGCCCAAAUUCACCAUGACUGAUAAUCGAUUCGGAAACCAAUACAGCUCCAAACAGACUGCUGCCGCUCCAGCCGCUGCUAAGGGAACCUAUAGUGCUCAGAAUGCUCGUGCGACUCGUGGUGCCAAGGGAAAGAAAGCCGUGACAAACAAGGCACAGCCAGCUCCACCCAAGGCCGCUCGAACCGUGUCGCCAGUGCCAACAACCUUUGAUAGCACUUUGCUAGUUUCAACGACUCCCUCUCCCCGGGCCAACAACGCAACAACUGUUAUCUCUGGGUCUCCUGUCAUCGCUUCGCCAUCGCUUAACACGGAACGCAACAACCUGACUCUCAUUAGUGGCCAUGCAACCAACAGCAACGACGAAAACAACAGCCGCUUGCCGCCUUUCUCGCCAUACUCGCAGUCCUUGUUCUCUUGUGAAAUUGGGGCUUCCUCGUGGUCUUUACCGGCUCUUCCUGUUGUUUUGCAACCAACGAAAGUCGGUGCAACAAGUUCUAUUACACCUGCGCCUGCCCAAAGCUACACAACCGGAAAUCCCUUUGUUACGUCUUACAGUCAAAUGCCAACUGGUCCCCGCACUGAGAGUGAUGGUUUGGGUCUGUGGAACACGUCGACCAGGACUGCUGCACCACCCAUGAAUCAACUUGGAAGCAUGAGUACACCAAAGCGGCCUGUUCGUCCCCCACCUGGUUUGUCCGCGCCACCGGGUUUUGCUCGUGUACCACAACAGCUACAACAACCUGCUUUGACCAACAACCACAGUACCGCAUCUGAUCUCUUUACCCCUGUACGCAACAAUAACGAACUGCCCUCUCUGGUUCCUUCAACACCGUCCACAACCUGCACGAUUCCAGAACCCUCGCCUUUUUCUUGGAACAAUGCACCGCUUGUGCCUGGUGGAUUUCACAGUGAGAGUCCGAUGAUGAUGAUGAUGAGCGCUCCAGUAAACCAAAAGAAUCCAUUCGCAGGCGACACCAGCAACAAAAAUAACAAUGGUGUCGCCAGCAACGCGGAUGAAGUGGAGUGCCGCAUCGAAGCUGAAUUGCAAGAGCUUGGAGGUCGAAUGAUUGGCAGCGUGUUGGACUUUUGAGGAGGAUUGUGCUGUACCGUAAGAGGCUAGUUUGCGAUAUACGAGUGUGGACGUAAAGCCCGAUGGAUAUGAGCCUUGUUGAAGCGAAGGACGGUGGAGGCUUUUGAGUUAGUAGACUAUGGAGUGGAAACAGAAGGUCUAACUGCUAGCAAGCUUCCGGUUCUGCUGAAGUGUUUUUGGCUUUCUUGAAGUAUUUUAGGUUGUGGCACUGCACA
This is a messenger RNA of Seminavis robusta, 3216 nucleotides long. NCBI's taxonomy places the organism in Eukaryota, Bacillariophyta, Bacillariophyceae, Naviculales, Naviculaceae. The record is from the annotation of a GenBank genome assembly.